Molecule: messenger RNA, 972 nt
Organism: Baudoinia panamericana UAMH 10762
Lineage: Eukaryota; Fungi; Ascomycota; Dothideomycetes; Mycosphaerellales; Teratosphaeriaceae
Exons: 4
Coding region: 162-818 (218 amino acids)
Biological process (GO): late endosome to vacuole transport via multivesicular body sorting pathway; vesicle budding from membrane
Cellular component (GO): multivesicular body; ESCRT III complex; cytoplasmic side of plasma membrane
Source: RefSeq, a predicted model, not a curated record
CAAGAGCUUGUCUCCGACCACCAUCUCCGCCGCUAGAAGACUUAUAGCUUAUCGCCCUACAACAACCACCACCAGCAACCCACCGCCGCCCCGGUCUUCCCACCGCCACCACCCCGGAUAGUAGGGUACACCUCCGCCCCCGAGCGGCGUAGCACAUCAUCAUGUCAAGCGGGUGGGGCUGGGGCAGCCUGUUCGGCGGCAACGCAGCGAAGAGCAAAGAUGCGCCCAAGAACGCCAUCCUCGGCCUCCGCAGUACCCUCGAGAUGCUCGCCAAGCGCGAGAAGCACCUGCAGAAUCAGAUGGACGAGCAGGAUGCCAUUGCGCGGAAGAAUGUGACUUCGAAUAAAGCUGUUGCCAAAGCUGCAUUACGAAGAAAGAAAACAUACGAACACCAACUCGAACAAACCUCCGCGCAAAUGCUCACCGUCGAGCGCGAAAUCUCCUCCAUCGAAACGGCGAACAUCAACAAAGAGACCCUCGACGCGAUGAAACACGCGCAACAAGCGAUGAAGAAGAUCCACGGCGGGCUGACAAUCGACAAAGUGGAUCAGACGAUGGAGGAUUUGCGGGAGCAACACGCGAUCGGGGAGGAGAUUGCCGAGGCGUUGACGCAAGGGAAUAGUGUUGGGGAGUUGGCGGAGUUGCAGCAGGAGGAGUUGGACAACAAGAUGUUGCGGACGGGGAAUGUGCCGGUCGGGGAUGCGGUGGGGCGGUUGCCGAAUGUGCAUACGGGGGAGCUUCCAACGAGGCAACAACGAGUGGAAGAGGACGACGAGGAGGAAGAGUUGCGGAAACUACAGGCCGAGAUGGCUAUGUGAUGGCAGAUACUCGUGGAAGUCUCUUUUUGGCGUUCUAUCUGCAGCGAACUUCCAUUUCCGCAUGCGAUGGCAAUAUCGGCGCAACUCUUGCUUCGCGCAGUACCACUUACUCAUACAGCAACGAUUCACAGAUCAUGUUCGCAAACGUUCAGGC